CCUAAGCAGCAUUUAGCGACGACACCUGUUGGGUUGAAGACACGAGCGAAAUAUUUAAGUAUAUAAGUGCCCUGGUUCAAGUCAACGAUGCUGCCUGCCAAAGUCGCGUGCCCCGUGGGACACUGCUGUUUUAAGUCCGGACGUAAUAGCACGAGGGCUGUCUUCGCGUUAUUGCUUCUGCUCUCUGCAACUAUGGCGUGCGCGCUCAGCACCACGCUCGAAGACGACUUCCACAUCGUCCACAACCUUGACAACAGAAGUCCAGAGAUUGACCCGUUCUGGUACGUGGGGCGAGGGGUGAGGCCCAUCGGACGCUUUGGAAAGAGGCAAGCCAGCAGCAGCCUGAGGCCAGCCAUCAAUCACCUGGAGCUCCUCCUCCACAGCCUGAGGAACAGGGAUGUGCAGGGCCUAGACAAGAUACUGGCAGAAGAGGAUUACGACAGAUUACCAUGACGGCAGUCUCAACAACCACUUUUCUUUUUUUCUCAGUCAAAAAAGGCGCACCCUCAUAUCCCUCAAAGACUUGCACACAAAGUUUUACUACAUCUCUACAGAUCAUGUUCAACUGUGGGAGAAAAAGCAAUUGUAUAUAAUAAAAAUGCAAUCUAUAUUAAUAAAUAAAUGAAUUGAUGUCAAUAA
Messenger RNA from Anguilla anguilla (European eel), 639 nucleotides. RefSeq names its product prolactin releasing hormone 2 (gene prlh2). The transcript is spliced from 3 exons. Gene Ontology annotation, molecular function: hormone activity. NCBI's taxonomy places the organism in Eukaryota, Metazoa, Chordata, Actinopteri, Anguilliformes, Anguillidae. The record is from RefSeq and is a predicted model, not a curated record. Bases 88 to 453 code for a protein of 121 amino acids.